GGAACAUGUCUAUACCUAGAAAUAUAAUUUCCAGUGUCUGUUCACUGUGCGAGUCAGCGGUGUCUUUGAGAGUGACACAACGGGGCCUAAGUGCAGCAGCCCAUUCAGUUAUCCAGACGGACUCCCUGAAAGGCACUCCUCACCGAAAGCAUCCAGGUCUGACAAACCUUAAGACUCUUCACCUCCCAGAGGAGCUGCAGAGAGGGGCAUUGUCCAUCAUUCUUGAAGCAGAGGUGAAUAGGCUUUCUGAGAGAGCACAAAAUCUCACCAACUUCCUCUGGAGCAGGAAGCGUGCAGCUGAAGACACACAACUUAGGGAAAGAGCGAUUGCUCUGGAGAAGGAACUGUUGGAGAAAGAAAAAGCAUCCCAUAAUAUAGAGGGCGGUCGUGGACUGGAAACUCGAAUCAAGAAGCGAGUGUUGUCUGAGCUUAGGAGAAAAACCUACCACUGGACCCCUCUCAGGUAUGAUAAAGAUCUGGGUGUGGUGUACAUGGCUGCUAGACUUGCAGGUGGUUAUGCUGCAGUUAAAAGAGCACUGAAUGAGAUAAAGAAAAGAGAUUCUUCAUUUUGGCCACACUCUCUCUUGGACUUUGGCUCAGGGCUGGGAACGGCAGUCUGGGCAUCACAUGCGCUCUGGGGGGAGUCUUUGAAGGAGUUUGUGUGUGUGGACAGUUCUGGAGCAAUGAACUCCUUAGCAGAACUGCUUCUCAAAGGAGGCAGUGAGAAAAAUGAGCCUCUCAUCAAUCAAGUCUACUUCCGACAGUUUCUCCCCGUUUCCCCAAAGGUGCAGUCAGAUUUAGUGGUGGGAGCUUUCGCAUUGUCUGAGUUAGCCAGUCAAAAGGAACGUGAGGACAUUGUACUGACACUGUGGAGAAAAACCAACGCCUACCUCGUGCUUGUAGAAAACGGGACCAAAGAAGGACACCAGAUUCUCAUGGAGGCCAGAGAGACAGUACUUAAGAAGCAAGACAAGGUGAUCCAUGACCCCAGAAGACCAUCUGUAUUUGCCCCAUGCACUCAUGAGCUUCCAUGUCCCAAAAUGGCCAAGCAGCCAGUAGUGCCAUGCAACUUCCUUCAGCCUUACUGCCCCCUGCCUUUACCCGGGAACCCAGAUAAACAGCAGGAGAAGUUCAGUUACCUGAUUCUAUCCAGGGUGGAACCAGUGAGCAUAGAGGUAGAGAAGAAUGCAGAAAGUGAUGGGUUAGACUGGGCUAGGCUAACUGCACCAGUCCUGCGCAGGGCCAAACAUGUUCACUGCCACAUGUGCUGCUCUGAUGGAGACCUCAAACAUGUUGUGGUCACUGCCCGUCGUCAUGGCAGAGACAUGUACCGCUGUGCCCGGAGAAGCGACUGGGGAGAUCGGCUUCCGAUCCUUCAAACAGGGGACGACGCUCAAACAGACUCAGCGGAUGAGCCAGUGUAA
This is a messenger RNA of Chanos chanos (milkfish), 1424 nucleotides long. It is a transcript of the gene mettl17, whose product is annotated as methyltransferase like 17. Lineage: Eukaryota; Metazoa; Chordata; Actinopteri; Gonorynchiformes; Chanidae. Gene Ontology annotation, molecular function: methyltransferase activity; structural constituent of ribosome. The record is from RefSeq and is a predicted model, not a curated record. Gene Ontology annotation, cellular component: mitochondrial small ribosomal subunit. The transcript has 14 exons. Gene Ontology annotation, biological process: translation. Bases 6 to 1424 code for a protein of 472 amino acids.